Messenger RNA from Cheilinus undulatus (humphead wrasse), 2827 nucleotides. RefSeq names its product proton activated chloride channel 1 (gene pacc1). The coding region runs from base 243 to 1307 and encodes 354 amino acids. The transcript has 8 exons. Lineage: Eukaryota; Metazoa; Chordata; Actinopteri; Labriformes; Labridae. The record is from RefSeq and is a predicted model, not a curated record.
UCGCGGACUGUAGGUGGCUUCACUAUCAUGGGAUGGGCCUUUAUCGUCGCUGCCAAAACCACCGUGGGUGUGCGGUCUGUGUCUCCUGUCUGAAGCGGAAACUAGGAGCCAAACAGAGGCAACAGGGGGAUUAUUGACCCUUUAAAAUGCAUCUAUUAUUCAAUGGAAGUAGUUCCCAGACUUCGCAGAAAUAGCCGAAACAGAGCAGAGGAAGUGUUUGUCACUGGAAGAAGAGCAGAGGAAUGCUCAGGAAGGAAAAGUCCCGGUCAUACAGAGAGUUUAACGAUGAAGAUGACGAUGAAGGCAAGAGGUCUCCAGAAUUUUUCGACGAUGCCACUGAGGAUCUGGACCAAGAGGAGCCGAACGGCAGCAUCUCACAAGAGGAAGAAAUCAGGAUAGGCAGUCCGCCUAUGCGGUUUAGUAAAACCUGCCUGAAGAACGUCUUCACGGUGGUUCUCAUCUUCAUCUACCUGCUGCUGACGGCGGUGGCGGUGUUUCUUGCCUACCAGACCAUCAAAGAGUUUCUCGACAAACACAACAACCCAGUGAUGUCCGUCACCUACAAGGAGGUUGACUCAUUCUUUCCACCAGGUAUCGCACUGUACCCAGGUAAAGCUCAGCUGCUGAGCUGUAAGCACCACUUCCAUGACUACAUCCCACCUUUAGUCGACCCGGGCAAACCUCAAGAGGGAGACUGUGUGAUUAAAGACGUGACUUACUUUGGACCGUUUUCUAAUCAAACACAGAAAAGAGCUCUGGUGGUCCGCGGCCCGUCUGAGGUCAGGAAGAAAGAGCUGGUCUUCAUGCAGUUCAGCCACAAUGAAACCGAGGAGGACUUCAGCGCCAUCACCUACAUGCUCUUUGCAAAGUUUAGUGACUUAAACGACAGUUCAAAUGAAGCUGAGUUUAUGAGGGAGUGUGAGAGGAAUUACUCCAUGUGGACUUUCUCUGGAGGGUUCAGAACCUGGGUCAAGAUGUCGUUAGUGAAGACGUCUGGGAGGAGCAACGAAGCCAUCGAGUUUCGGCAAGAGUCUGCUGUGGUGAAAUUCAAUGACAAAAGGCCAGAACCGGAACAAACCAAUCAGCUCUUCUUUGUUGUCUUUGAAUGGAGAGAUCCUUAUAUGCAAGAAAUCAAACUGAUAAUUACUGCAAAUCCCUGGAGCUCUGUGGCCAUCCUCUGCGGCGUCUUCAUGGCUCUCUUCAAAGCUGCUAACUUUGCCAAGUUGACGAUUCAGUGGAUCAUCAAAAUGAGAAAGAGACAUCUGAGGAAUAAAGCUCGAGAACUGAACCCGAUUACUGAUAGCUGAAAUGUUAAAACGAUCUGAUGAGAUCUAAAUGAUCCAAGUGAUUGAGCUGAGUCUUUAUUUUACACAAUUGAGUCUUUUUAAGGUCAACACUUAAACAAUUAAUGGUAAGGAGUAUCUACAGAUAGAAAAGCUUAUUACCAACACAAGAAGGAAAGUAAAAAAAGUUUUAAAGUAAUUUUAUCCCAAAGCCCUGAGAGGACAUGCAUCUGUGCUUUUUAUUUAAUUUCUUGUCCUUGAGUAUAUAAUUUUCUUGAAUUUUGUUUUUUGAUGACUAAAAUGAAGUUUUUAUUACAGACAAACCAGCAGAUAUUCUUAGGUAAUGACAGAAAUAAAUCAAUAAACCAAAAUGUAUUUAUUGUCACAGAAAAUUUAUGCAUAAAGGGAGUGAAAUCAAAUGCAUGUCCUCUUAGGCCUUGCCUAAUAACUGAAUAAUGUACAGUCCAGGGCCUGUGUCCACGGCUGCCAUUUUUAUGCACUUGACUGCACCCACAACCUCAGUUUCUUACCAGUGUUUAUUGCUGCCUGGUUGUGAAUGUUGACCUCCUGUUCCCUUGGUAGUAUCUGUGAGGUCAUUUUUAAACAUCUCUGUGCACUUAAUACUCAUCUUUAUUCAUGAAAAAAUCACUGUAGAUGUGAAAAAUAUAAAGAAACCCUGUCCUGGUAUUCACAGCAGCUGUACACCCAUGAGAACUUGAGCCAUGUUGGAGUUUCUCCGCUAUUGUUUUUGACAUGUGAUGUCAACACCUCUUCUUGGUUCUGAUUGGUCACUGAGAGAGAAGAUGUAUUGAUAAGUGCAGCACUGUUACAGAAGUUUUCUCAACUGAGAGCACAGCAACAAGAAACAACUGGCAACAAUGCUCAUUUUACACUAAGGCCCUGAAAAUGCUAAUUUUUCAAGGCAGCUGUGGACACAGGCUCUUAUUUUUCCUUUUAAUGAUCAAGAGAAAAUUUAACUGAGUUCCUACUCGUUGCAUUUCAUGAAUAUUUUCUCCAUCAUUCCUUGAAUUGAAGUUUCUGUACGCACAUGAAAGAAAAAGUUGCUGAAAGCUGAAACACUCAUUUUAUAUGUAAUUGUUUGAGAGCAUUAGCGAUAUGAUUGUUUCAGAUGUUAAACUGACAAAAUGUGAAGUUUGGUCAAAAUGUUGCCGGAAUUUUUUAUUCUCAUUUUUAAUCUUAUUUUAAAGGGAAUUUGUUUUUGUGUCCUAUUUUUUUCAAGAAUAUUUUACAAUUAUUUCACAGAGCAUUACAAUUAUGUUAACAGAGUGAUAAGGGAUUAUUGUGAGUUACUUUCCUUCCACUAGACUAAUCUGCUGUUUAUUUCUACACUGUGUUGUCUAAAUCUCUCUGUUUUACUCCUGUGACUUUUAUUUGAUUUAAGCACACAAAAUAUCCACAAGUGUCUUCAUUGCUGUUAAAGUUUUACUUGAAUUAUUGUCUUGAUUGUGCUGUCACCAGUAUUGGAUCCCCAGAGCUCUAUACCAAACACUUUGGACAAUAAAAGUUCAGAUUUUCUACCAUAA